This is a messenger RNA of Chelonia mydas (Green sea turtle), 390 nucleotides long. Its product is annotated as granzyme H. Gene Ontology annotation, molecular function: serine-type endopeptidase activity. Gene Ontology annotation, biological process: proteolysis. The record is from RefSeq and is a predicted model, not a curated record. Lineage: Eukaryota; Metazoa; Chordata; Testudines; Cheloniidae. The transcript is spliced from 3 exons. Gene Ontology annotation, cellular component: intracellular membrane-bounded organelle; cytoplasm. The coding region runs from base 1 to 267 and encodes 88 amino acids.
AUGGCUGCUCACUGCAGCUGUAUUGCAGGCAACAUCACAGUCAUCCUCGGAGCCCACAAUGUUCACGAGCCGGAGGAAACCCAGCAGCGCCUGCGUGUGCGACGCAUCAUCCCCCACCCAGAAUUCACCAGGGACCCCUUCACCAACGACCUCCUGCUUCUGCAGCUGGAGAAGAAGGUGGAGGUGACGGAGGAGGUGAAGCCGCUCAACUUGCCCUCAGCUCAUUCCACCCCAAAGGCGGAGGAGAAGUGCCUGGUAGCCGGAUAGGGGCUCACUAGCCCGAAUGCCAUUGUGCCCCCUAGUACCCUACAUGAGGUGCAAGAGCAGGUGCUGGAUAAGGACACGUGCAUCAUGUAUUAUCCUGGCUACAAGCACGCCAGCAUGCUGUGU